AUGGUCAAAUCAGGUAUUGCCAAAUUUGUCGUAUUACCUAAACUCGUCAAGAGUCUUCUAUCACUUUCACAUGGUAAUGCCGAUGUUGAACGUGGCUUUAGUCAAAACGCAGCACUAAUCACCGAUGAUCGAUCAUCUAUAAGUGACAUCUCCAUCAACAGACUUCGAGCAACGAAAGAUGCCGUCAAAUUUUACAGACGAGGAAAAGUUCAUGAAGUUCCAAUUUGCAAAGGACUUCAUGACAAUGUAAAGGAAGCACACUCACGAUAUCAAGUUGAUCAAGAAUUACCACGACGAAUACUCAAAGAAAAAGAAGCGAUUGUAGCUGCUGCAAAAUUAACGAAAAACAAACAACUAUUUUUGGUCGAAAAAGAACAGAAUUUAAUCGAUCAACGCAAGAUAUUACAAGAAGAUCUAGAAAAUUCAUCGAAAAUGCUCAAUGAAGGCAACUGA
Molecule: messenger RNA, 453 nt
Organism: Rotaria socialis
Lineage: Eukaryota; Metazoa; Rotifera; Eurotatoria; Philodinida; Philodinidae
Source: the annotation of a GenBank genome assembly